Molecule: messenger RNA, 1578 nt
Organism: Durusdinium trenchii
Lineage: Eukaryota; Dinophyceae; Suessiales; Symbiodiniaceae
Source: the annotation of a GenBank genome assembly
AUGGUGAGCUACGUGACGGUAAAUGAAGGCUCAAGCAGCAAGGUCUACACGGGAGGAGUGAGGCCGGCGGACCUGCUUUGCAUGGGGAUCACUGCUUUGCUGCUGAUCCUGGUGCCAUUGCUCUUCAUCUGCGACGUGCGCGUCUUCUUCGGCUCGAGCGAGCAAUGCAGCACGGGAUAUACCGAUGUUUGCAGCGACAAGUGCGCUUCCUUGCUGACAGCACAGCUGGUGGAGAACCAGGGAUUCUGCUGUACUUCUUGCCCCAGCCAGCUGGCCCUCACGAACCUCCAGUGCGGCGCGGACAACACUCGACCUGCUCCCCCGCAUGUGCACACUGUGGUGCGUCGCCACUACAACACCGUCUAUCACAAAGUUCCUGUAAACCACUAUGUCCACGUGCAGAUGCCCGAGAAGGCACCCAUCGUCCACACCGUGCAGGUUCAGACUCCAGCAAGGCACUACAGCUGCGACGGGAUGGGAUCCCACCCAGAUCCAAGCUGGUCCAGCCAGCACACCCGUUGGUGCUGCUACAAGUACAAGAUGUACUGCCCUGUGACCGUGGUCGACAAGGACUACUACCACACCGUGACCAACAUCCAGCCGGUCCGUGUGCCAGUACCUGAGCCAAUGCCGGCACACGCGCCCAUCAUUCACACCAUCCACCACACCUACCACGUGCCCAGCCCACCUCAGUACGUGCACGUUCAAGUGCCAGGCCCUACCGUGGUGAAACCCGUGGUGAUGAACGAGAACGUCCCUGUUCCCGUGCCGGAGCCGCCUCAAGUCAUCAACGUGAAGCGCCCCUAUCCCGUGCACGUGCAGGGCCCUGACCACUACGUGAAGGUGCCGGUGCCAUCGCCGCCUCAUGUGGUCACACACUACCACACCCAGUGGAACACUGUGGUGGACCAGCAAUAUGAUUGCCAGAACGGCCUUGAGAACUUCCAGCAGCUUUGGUCUCAUUCCAAGCAGACCUGGUGCUGCUCCCACUUCAACUCCGGCUGCGGACACUGGGAGAAGGUGGUCCAUGUGUACCACAGCUAUGACUGCCAAGCCGGUUUCUCCAACUGGUACCAUGGCUGGUCCAGCAACAAGAAGGAUUGGUGCUGCAGCCACCAGCAGAGGGGCUGCCCAGGAACCUGGCAUGGACAUUACCAUGUGCAGGCCGGGCGACACCCAUCUGUGAGCACCAUGACACCCGGGGGUCAAACGAUGAGGCCAUUCAGAGCCCCGUUCAGCCACUCCAUUCUUCGAAGAGGGCCAUUCGGAGCCCCCCGUCGCUUGUCAACGGACAGGUUCAUGUGGAGCACGGCGUUGGACAUGGAGGCUAUGACUGCAAUGCCGGAGCCUCCAACUGGAUGCAGGGAGCCUUGGACCCAGUAGGAUGCAGGGGGGGUUCAACCAAUGGCUAGCCCAAAUACAGAUAUCAACAGAUGGCCAACGCAAGAACUUUGCUGAGCAGAAAUACCGACAUGAAUUUGGCAUUGUCACUAAAAAGUAGAAGGGGUGAACGCUAAAGGGGGUGAGGCUCUUAUUGGGAACCCCCAGGAAAAAGCAGGACAAUUCAAGGAGAGCCAG